AUCUCAGCAGAUUGUGCUCAGAAUUCACCUGCAUCUUUGACAAUGGACGGAGCAGCAGCUUUGGUUCUGAUGUUGUCAGCAAUGGCAGUGUUGUUGAUUGGUGUGGAGAGCCAGCAGAGGGUGUGUUACUCCGGUCCCCCACCGGAACCUGAUCCUGAUAAUCCGGAUGACUGGAUGAAGCAAGUCAUGCAAGAGAUACGGAAGCGUUGCCCGGGAAGGAGGCAACCUACUCCAGCUGCUGCAGAGUGUUCCAGUCCGAAACCCCUUGGUAUGGAGGACGGGACAAUCCACGAUGAUCGCAUCACGGCGUCCAGUGGUUACUCCGCUAACCCUGCGAGUCAUGCACGCCUAAACAAUAACAGAGUAUGGGUAGCCUGGAGUAGCGAUGCCAAUCCCUGGAUCGAGGUGGACCUCGUUGAGCCUACAGUGGUGAGCGGGGUCAUCACACAAGGCCAUUACUCUCGCGAUUAUUAUGUGAAGAAGUACAAGGUGGCGUACAAGAAGCAGCCCUCAUCUGACUAUGAACACGUAACAGAUGGAAACGGAAAUAUCAAGGUGUUCAUCGGUAACACUGGUGACAACACUCCAGUCACUAACCUGUUUGCUGAGAGUGUGGUCGCCACGGUAGUCCGCAUUGAGCCUAUUGAACGGUAUCGGUAUGCUGCUCUGCGAUUGGAGCUGCUUAGAUGUCGCCGUGAUUAA
This is a messenger RNA of Patiria miniata (bat star), 702 nucleotides long. RefSeq names its product retinoschisin-like. The transcript is spliced from 5 exons. The coding region runs from base 43 to 702 and encodes 219 amino acids. NCBI's taxonomy places the organism in Eukaryota, Metazoa, Echinodermata, Asteroidea, Valvatida, Asterinidae. The record is from RefSeq and is a predicted model, not a curated record.